AUGACUGAGCUGCGCAUAGCAGGCAAGAAGCUGAAGUGCCUCAUUGAUACCGAUUCCCCCUCACUCGGUGUGCUAGCAGUAAAGGUGAAGCAAGAGGGAAUUUUUUAUUUAAGUCCCAUUUUCAGAAGCCCUUCCUCACUGUGUGCACGAGUGAAGAGAACAAUAAUGAUGCCGGCCCACUCUGGUAAAUUCGUACCUGCAACUGUUCGCAUUCCCAGCAAUGAAGUUUUGAUAGAAGGAAAUAUAGGGGAAUUACUAAUACCGAGAUCUCUCUGUAGAAAGACAAGUAACACCGUUAAUGUAUGGGUUGUAAACCUGGGUUAUAGACCAGUAAAGUUACGCACAGGAAACUUUCUCUCCGUAGUCGCCUCUAUUAAUGAGUUCCCUCAGGUUGCAGCAGCAGAGUUGCAGGAAGAAUGCCCAUGGCUGACAGAUAACGAAUCCCCAGGGGAGUUGCCCACUCUGAGUCAUCUUCCCAGUUUUCAGAGUGAUGCCUUGUUGACGGUGUUGCAGUCACAUAAAUCACUCUUUGAUGGUAAUAAGUCCGAGGUAGGAGUAGUCCCAGGUAUUUACCAUUCAAUACCCACAGGUGAUGUGCAGCCUAUUAUGACGAGGCAGUGGAGACCUCAAAUUUCCAAACAGAUUAUCAGAGAAGAGUGCAAGAAGAUGCUGGAUAGUGGCGUAAUAGAACCAUCCACCUCUCCAUGGUUGUCCCCAAUAGUCCUGGUGAAAAACGUGAUGGCAGCCACCGAUUCUGUGUAG
Penaeus indicus is the source of this 762-nucleotide messenger RNA. RefSeq lists its product as uncharacterized. The coding region runs from base 1 to 762 and encodes 253 amino acids. The record is from RefSeq and is a predicted model, not a curated record. Lineage: Eukaryota; Metazoa; Arthropoda; Malacostraca; Decapoda; Penaeidae. The transcript is spliced from 2 exons.